This is a messenger RNA of Diabrotica virgifera virgifera (western corn rootworm), 15052 nucleotides long. Its product is annotated as proton-coupled folate transporter. Lineage: Eukaryota; Metazoa; Arthropoda; Insecta; Coleoptera; Chrysomelidae. The record is from RefSeq and is a predicted model, not a curated record. Gene Ontology annotation, molecular function: transmembrane transporter activity. Gene Ontology annotation, biological process: transmembrane transport. Bases 275 to 2071 code for a protein of 598 amino acids. Gene Ontology annotation, cellular component: membrane. The transcript is spliced from 7 exons.
AAGCCGAGAAUUAAUGGGGGGACAAUUGCGUGACGUAGUCCAAAAUGAUUUGAAAUCGAAGGUGGGGUAUUUUGAUUCUAAAUAGUACUUGAUGUUGUAUAAAACUUUUUACGAGUUGAUUGCAAAUAUUAGUCGCCGGUACCAACAAAAGUCCAAAAAUUGCGGAUGUGCAUAGUGCAUAGUUUUCGUGCAUUCAGUGGUCGUAAAUUUUGAUUGAUAGAUAACAUUUUAUAUGAUUUAAAUUCGCAAGGUUCUAAGAACUACGAAGCGGAAGAUGAGCGAGGCACAAGAGGCCAAAAAGAUGGCCGAAAAGAAGGCUUCCAAAGAAAUGGAAGCCAACUCCCAACCAGUAAAUAUCGAUGGCAUGACCUGGAGGGAUCGGUACAAUUUUUUUGUCGAAAAUAUUACGGUAGAACCUAUGCUCGCCUGUUAUGUCGUUCCUAGUGUCCUCGCCAGUCUUGCUACACAAAACCUUAACCUUGAAAAAGCUUGCAGAGUAAACUUAAGGUAUCCAAGUGAAGUAUGUGAUGCCUUAACGGCAAGAAGGACAGAGAAUUACGCUGUAGAAGAAAGAGAAGUGCAGCAAUUAGUGGCAAAUAUGGGAGUCUGGAAGACGAUGCUUCAAAGUGCUUUACCUGCUUUUCUCAUUAUGUUUAUAGGCUCUUGGAGCGAUCGAUGGGGGAAAAGAAAGCCUUGCAUGCUAUUUCCAAUAGUUGGCGAGUUCAUGACCGUCGUAGGUCUUAUGAUUUGUACAUACUUCUUCUACGAACUGCCAAUGGAAGUGUCUGGACUGAUAGAAGGCUUCUUUCCUGCCAUAACUGGUGGAUGGUUUACCAUGUUCAUGGGCAUAUUUAGUUAUAUAGGUGAUGUUACGACUUUGGACGUAAGGACGUUAAGGAUCGGUAUAGUUAACGUGUUUUGCUCUCUCGGGAUUCCAAUAGGACUAGCGCUCAGUGGAAUCCUUUACAAAAAAAUCGGCUUCUACGGUGUCUUUUCUGUAUCAGCUAUCAUGUAUAUAAUAGCGUUCUAUUACGGCUACAAAUCUAUCAAAGAGCCUAAGAAAUUGGACAAGCCUACGUUACCCGAUCAACCAUGUGCUUUUAUUAGAGACUUCUUCAAUGUUCGUCAUCUCUUGGAUACUUUCAGAGUUGCUUUUAAGAAAGGAGAGAGUAAGCGGAAAAAGAAAGUGAUGUUGCUUAUGUUGGUUGUGAUGGUGGUUAUCGGACCUAUGCAUGGUGAGAUGAGUGUCGGAUAUCUCUUCACCCGUUACAGGUUUAAUUGGGAUGAAGUCGAUUUCAGUAUUUUUUCCACGUAUAGCAUGGUAACGAAUCUCAUAGGAACGUCUUUUUCUGUGGGGGUAUUUAGCCACGUACUAAAAUUUGACGACGCUAUUAUUGGAAUAUAUUCGUCCUUAAGUAAAAUACUUUCCAGCUUUGUUUAUGGCUUUGCAACCACAUCUUUAGUUUUCUAUUUGGGUUCAUUGGUAGAAAUACUAAAUGGUACAUCAUUUAUUGCAAUGAGAUCUAUAGCGUCAAAGCUGGUUCCUACAGAUGAACUCGGAAAAGUAAACUCUCUUUUUGGUGUGUGUGAGGCUCUGAUGCCUCUUUUAUAUGGGCCCAUGUAUAACGCCACCUAUUCUGCUACUAUACAUUUCAUGCCAGGAGCUUUUUAUAUACUAGGAGGAAUAUUAACAGUACCUGCAGUAAUUAUAUUUGCAUGGAUGUAUCUCCAAUCGCGACGAGAAUCCAAAGAAAAUACAAAGGUACACAUGGAAAAGAGAACCAGUGUCGUCGCUGACGUAAUUCUUAACGCAGGUACGAAGGAGACCCAAAUGAAUAUUCCUAUUACAACUCCAAUGCUAAAUGGUAUCAGGAAAAGUCCUAGUCAAGAGGAUACGCAAAUUAAGGAAAUGCAGAAUGGUAUCGUAAAUCAAGCAUUUGAAGAUAUUGGAACCGACGUGUCUACAGGAGAAGACACUAUUCAGAAACCAUCCCAAAAUACAAUUGUAGUUAACGAAAAAGUCGAUAAAAAAGGUUUAAAUAACUCAGCGUAUAUCCACGAUGAAAAAUAGUUGACAAGGUUGAUAAAAUAUGUGAUAAACUUAAAGUAAUUUAAGAUUUUUUUGGACAGAAGUAUUAUAAUGUAAUUUACACAUUUUGGACACAAUUAUAAAAGUAGGCGUAUUAAGUCGAUAAAGUGGGGAAGGUUACAAAAUGUUAUGUACGCUAUUUAGCAUAAUAUAAUUUUUGAAUGUUUGAGAUAUAUGUGUAUGUGUAAGCCAGUGAUAAAUGUAUAGACAUAUUUUAAGAAUAUUUAUUUUGUUUACCCCACAAAUCUUUUUUGUUUGUAUAUAAAAUUGAUUAAAUAAUAUCUUUUACAUUAAACAUAAAUAGGAGUAAUGCAGAAGACAAUGUAGGACAUUCCAUGUUCAAGAAUAUAUUUAUGUCCAUGUUCAAGAAUAUAAUUAUUUAUUUAGGAUAAGCACUAAGGCACCUUUAAAAUUAAGAAUGAAUGUUUAGUUAGUUUUAGUCAACUUAGUCACCUCAGAUUCGCCGACGACAUAGUACUGACAACAGAUCGCAUUGAUCAUGCCAUCGAAAUGUGCGAAAGGUUCUACCAUGCCUCUACAUAAGAGGGUUUAAAGACCAACUACUUAAAAACACAAGUGAUGAUAAACCUCGUUCUGAAUGAGAACAUCAACAUAUCUGGAACAAUAGUAUAGAACAAACAUCAGCAUACAAAUAUCUUCUUCUUCUUCUUCUUCUUCUUCUUCUUCUUCUUCUUCUUCUUCUUCUUCUUCUUCUUCUUCUUCUUCUUUCUUCUUCUUCUUCUUCUUCUUCUUCUUUUUGUAUAGAUAUUACUCUGUCUGUUUUUCAAUGUGCCUUCAAUAAGUUUUUUCGUGGAGAAAUAACCAUCUUUUUCGUGGUCUUCCCACUGAUCGUCUUACUAUUGGGGAACCGUCUAUCGCCGUCCUUACUACUCUAUUUGUUUUCAUUCGGCUUAUAUGAUCGUUCCAUUCUACUCUUCUGCUUUUCACUCAGUUAUUAAUGUUGCCCACCUUGCAUCUCCGUCGUAUAUCUGUACUUCUAGCUCUAUCACACAGCGCCUUACCAUCGAUUUUUCGCAAUGUUUUCAUAUCUGCUGUCUCUAGCAUUCUUUUUGUCCUUUCUGUAUCAGGUCGUCUUUCAGGUCAGUCUGUAUUAUUGGUCUGAUGACUGUUUUGUAAAUUCUACCUUUCACUUCUUUUCCGAUGUUUUUAUUUUUCCAUAUUGUUUCAUUCAGGCAACCUGCGGCUCUGUUUGCUUUAUUCACCUGAUCUUCCACUUCUGUUUCGAGCUUUCCGUAGCUGCAUAGUGUGAUACCUAGAUAUUUAAACUCCAUGACUUGUUCUAUUAUUUGACCCUCCAGCUCUAAUUUUUAGAUCUGCUAUUAUAACCAUGCAUUUAGUCUUUUUUGGGGAAAUUAACAUGUUAAAUUUUCUAGCGGUUAUAUUAAAUUCGUGCAGCAUACGUUGUAAAUCUUCUUCACUUUGAGAGAUUAAUAUUGCGCCGUCUGCAUAGCAGAUUAUUUUAAGUUGUUUUGCUCCCAUUUGGUAUCCUUUUUUUGUUCUUACUUUUUUAUUAUUUCGUCCAUGAUCAGGUUGAACAACAGAGGACUCAGGGAAUCUCCCUGUCUUAUUCCAUUGCCAGCUUCAAUUGGGUCAGUUAGUUCUUCAUCUACUUUUACUUUUAUUGUGUUGUUCUGGUAGAUAUUUUCGAUCGUUUUAGUUAUUCCCAGAGGUACCUCUCUUGCGUACAAUAAAUGGACAACGUCCUUUAAUUUGACCCUGUCAAAUGCCUUCUUAAGAUCCACGAAACACAAGUAUGCCUGUUUGUUGUAUUCUAACGAUUUUUCUUGAAUCUGCCUCAUUAUAAAUCCCAGGCAACCAAACGACGUUUCUAUAACGUCAUAAAAAUAACCAAUUUACGUGUUUCUAUGACAUAGUACUGACGUUGAAAAUCGCGUGUAUUUGUCUCAUCGAUUUGACGUCAUAAUUGUAACGGUUUGAAAACGUCAUCGUACCUCCGUUUUUUUCACGUCGAGAUUGUGACGAUUUUCAAACGUCAAAAAGAUGACGGCUUGUACACGUCGCCGUCGGUAAAAUCACACCUUUAUUACUUUCAAAAAGUGACCUCUUUCAGAUGUUUCAAAAUAAUAUAAAAAAUAUAAUAGUAUAAUAUAUAAUAAUAAUAAUAUAAAAAUGUUUCAUAACACAUAAUUAGUUCAUUAACAGAAAAUAUAUAUCAAAAACAAAGAAACAUAACCUCAAAUAGUUGACAAGAAGAAUUACUGCAUUAAACUAACUCACUUUGCAAAAACGAAUAAAAAUCUCUUAGGUAAUUAACACGUAUCUUCAACUAAAUAUCUAAAUGAAAAGUCUUAUUUUAUCACACAAGACACAAACCACGUAAACAAUAAAUGAGAAAUUUCUUAUGAACAACGUUAUAAACGAAAUUGUUUGGAGUCAACGCAAACAAGCUUUAAUCUCCUCCCAAUUUUGUAACGUCAGACUGAGGCUGUCUGACAUGAAAACGUUUUUUAAACGAAUUUUAACGUCAUUAAACUUACGUAUUUAACAUGACCUAUAAGAGACGUCUAUAUGACGUAAUGUUCAAACACGUGUAUAUAUUCAACCCUAACUGACGUUUCCUCGACGUUAUAUGACAUCACUUGGUUGCCUGGGAUAUAGCGUCGGUGCAUGAUCUUCCCGACCUAAAACCUUGUUGUUCUUCUGCUAAUGUUAUAAUUUUAUUCAGUUUGUUUGUUAUCACUUUGGUCGUUAAUUUUAGUGUUGUGUUUAAUAAAUUAAUUCAUCUGUAUUUCUCCGGGUCCGAUUUUCCCGCUUUUGAAGAGAGGUAAGAGGAUGCUUGAUCUCCAUUCUUGUGGUAUUCUCUUCUGUUCUAUUAUUUUUUGGAUUAGUUUUAAUAUUUGUGUGGUCAGAUCUUGUCCUCCGUACUUUAGAAGUUCAUUCGAUAUUCUGUCCUCUCCUGGUGACUUUCUAUUUUUUAAUUUCCUUAGUGAUUCCGUUAGGUACCUCUGCUUCUUCAAUAAUUAUUUCUUCGUUUGCUGUCACUUCAGGUGUUGGUGCUUCAUUAUCGUUAUCUUUAGCAAACAGAAAUCGAAAAUAGUCUGCCCAAGUUUCCUUCAGAAUGUGUUUCGUUUUUAUUAGUUCGUUCAUCUCUUUUCUUUGUCCUCUGAUCAUUCUCCAUAUUUCCUUUUGUGUUCCGUAGAAGUCGUGUUCCAUUUGUUUUGAGAAACUCUCCCAGUGUUCUCUUUUUAUUUGUCUGACUAAAGUGUUUGUUUCGUUUUUAUUCUUUUAUAGUGGUUGUAUGCCUGUUGUGUUUGUUGUGCUCUGUAUUGUAAAAAGGCUUUCUACUUUUCUUCACAUUUUAUCUUCACUUCCUCUCGAAACCAUGGGGUUUUCUUUUAUGAUAUACUGGUAUUCGUUACUUUCCUCUCCCCGAGUGAUUCUGUUGCUGCGUUUGAGUUUUCCCAGCUUUCCUCGAUGUUAUCGUUUUCUAGUAUUUCAUUAUCAGCAAUCUUCUCUGAUAUUCUUUUUCUGUAUAAGUAUUCCGUGGAUUCCGUACUUAGUCCUUCGACUUUGAUUUUUGUUUGUGUUGGUGCCACUCUCUUAGGUGUGAAGCAUUUCAUGGUGAUUCUAAUUUUCCAUAAUACUAGGCUGUGGUCACUACCUACAUCUGCUGAGUUGAGGCAUCUUACAUCGAUUAUUUUUGAUGAAUGUAUAUCUCUGUUAGUUACAACAUAAUCUAUCAUAGAUCUUUGUUUACGGGUAUUAUUGAAUGUAUAUUUGUGUUGGUCUUUGUGGCCAAAAAAGGUGUUGUUUAUUCGAAGUUCGUUAUUCGUGCAGAAGUUUAUCAUCAGUUCUUCAUUUUAAUUUUUGACAUUCUCAUUAUGUUUUUGUUUAUUUCCGGGUAUGAAUUGGUUGCCUAUUCGAUCGUUAAAAUCCCCCAGUAUUAUCAACUUUCCUCUAACUUGAUCUACUACUUGUUGCAAUUGAUCAUAAAAUAUUUCCCUUGUUGUUUGGGGCUUACUAUUUUCUGGGCCGUAUACUCCGAUGAUGUUGAGGUCUUCCUUCUCCAUUCUAAUUUUUGCUGCGACAAUCCUUUCUGAUACAUAUUGACACUCUUUGAUGUUAUUUUGGUAUCUUUGGUGUAUUAGUAAGGCUACACCUUCUUUGGCCCUGUUUUGUUUUGCUACUCCACUGUAGAUUAGUAUCUCCUUCUUCAGGUUCCUUUCCCUAUCGGAGGUUGGAAAUCAUCAUCGCUAUUUUAAUUAUAUUGGCCGCACUUCUGAAUAAUUCUAAUGAGCUGUAACCGAACCACUCUCUCAAAUCUCAAAAUAGAUUAGUAUAUAUUCGCCUAAUUUUGACUGGCCUUUUCCUUUCUUUUUGGUUUUCUGUAGAGCGCAUAUAUCUAUUUUUUUUUCUCUUUUAGCUCUUGGGUUAUUUCUUGUGGUUAUUUGGGUUAUUUCUUGGGUUAUUUCCAAGUGGUUAUUCUCAUCUGGGUUUUGGAGAUUUUGACAAAUAUCUGGGCCACUAAAUUCGUUUAAGUAGAGACAACCAGACCAAUGAGCUAAUAUCUAGAAUAGGGUUGACUUGGGCGGCUUUUGGAAAGCUUAGAAACGUUUUCAAAUGAGCUCUUACCAUCUGCUUAAAGAGAAAGGUCUUUGAUCAAUGCGUGCUGCAGUUUCUAACCUAUGCUGCAGAAACGCCAACGCUUACUAAGACGUCCUCAAACAAUACUCAAAUAACACAGAAGAUAAUGGAACGGUCCACGUUGGGAUUAACUCAAAGAGACCGAAUAACCAACACAGAAUUGCGCCAUAGUUCGGAAGUAACCGACGCAGUCAAAAGAAUAUCGAUCUUAAAAUGGAACUGGGCAGGGUACGUUGCGCGAACGAAUGUACGCAGAUGGAUAAAACGUAUUCUCGAGUAAAGACUCAGACAGGACGCCAGAGGAUGACCACCAACAAAAUGGACAGAUGAACUUGUGGUUACUUUGCUUUGGACAGACGUUAAAGAGGAUGAAAAAUGUAAAUUAAAUAAUCGAGUUGAUAAUAUUACCCAAGGCGAGUUCGUGAAAGGAUCUGAUAGUAGUAGUAAAAUGUUGAGUUUACUGGGAGCAGCCUUUUGUAGGGGCAUUUCAGGGAAAAAGCAGAAUGACUGCUUCAGCAGUUCGGGCAUAUAGGUGCAUUUGCUUUUUUUUUGAUACGCGAAAUAUUUGUCAUUCUGUCCAUCAUAGUUGAGGUACAGUAUGUUUUUGCGGGGAAUUUUGUAUUGAGAUGUUAGCUUUGACAGAAAUACUUUAGAAGCGUAAGGAAUGCAAUAAUAAUUGUAGUGCUUCUGCUAAUUUCGGGGUUGGAAGUCCGUGAAGACUCGUGCGAUUUCGGGAUAUUGGAUUGUUGUUAGAGCGGAAAAUGAUGAGGACGGCUUUGGAGAAUAGGAAGUUUAUUUCGGAUAAGCUUUUCUUAUUUUAUUUUUGAAAGGACGAAAGUUGGUCUAGAAAUUUCUGGAUAUUAGUAUUAGGCUAUGAGUGGUGUUACGUAAGUUUGGAGACGAUAAAGAUUUUGUAGAUUAAUUUUAGACGAUAGACAUUUUGUAGAUAAAUUUUCUAACCAUUUCAUACCAUGCCUAGUAAAUUGUUUCUGUAAAGAUGGAGAACGUGUAAUUUAAUCAGGUUUUGGAACUGUUUACUUAUGGCAUAUAAAUUUAACCCGGGAGCAGUCGCGCUCACUUCUGUAACGUAAGUAGUCGCGCGUAGAGGAAAAAUCACACAAUAUAGAUUUAAAUGAGAAUUUAAAUUAAAUUUCUAUUUUAUAAUAUUUUUAUUUACUUGUUAUGUAAAAAAUAUCAAUUUCUAACAAUUUUAAAGCUAACCAGUUCUCAACAAAGCCAUAAAUUCCACAAAAAAAAAAAAUUUAAAAAAUUUGUACGCAUUCGUACGAUCCUCCUCGAGGCACUUACGAGUGGAAAGCAAUGUUGAAAAAUGUUUCAUCAAGUUAUCACGGAAAAGGAUAAAAUGUGAGAUUUUUUCUCACGGCGCGACUGCUCCCGGGUUAAGGCAUUAUAUUUGUAUGGAAUUAUGUCACAAUUCAUUUCCACUCCGGACAUCGUAUUCAAAAAUAUUAUUAAAAAAAAACGGUAAAUUGUAACAAAAAUGUUAGUAAGCGGGUUAUGUCGUCCAAAAUUGACGCAGCGGUUGACUUGUUGACUUGUUGACAGUUGAAAGAGAAAUCUGAGUGUGGUGGUUUUGCUCUCAUGAUAUCAAACUAUGAUAAUUUUUUAUGUUUUUGUAUUAAUUGUUUUGGUAUUAUGCCUUUUUUGUAUAGUGUGCUUUUGUAUGUUUAUGUAUUGUGUGGUGUAUAUAUAUCCAAAUAAUAUGCAUUAUAUGGAUAUAUUAUUGUAGAUCAUAAUAUAUCUAACUGUCUAUAAAUCAGCUGAUGUUGGUAUAUUCUUGUUGCUAACUUCCUUUUUUUCUUUUUCAUUUCCUAAAAUUCUUUUAGCAUUGCCAACCAGAGCCUGCUACCUUCUGUUAUUGGGUGUGCUACAUUACUCUUCAUCAAGUAAUAUGAGAACUGCUUUCGAAUUUGUUUCUUUGUAAUUUCUGUUUCUUUCAUGACUACUGAUCAAUCUUUCUAUUGUACUCUGUGCUCAUUGUCCCAUACCUGUUUGCAUAUCCGUGACUUGUCGAAGUCUCUUGCAUGUUUCAUGCUCGUUUAUUCUGACCCUUAUUGGUCUUUCAGUUUCUCCCACAUAGAAAUUGGUGCAUUCACUGUGUAUCCCUGCUGAUACCUGUUGUGUAUGUUUGAUUUGCUGCUGAGAACGAGUAACCAGUCAAAUACAAUUGGUGUUUUCAUUGCUGUAGAGAUAUUACAUGAGGUAGUUUUAAUAUUUUUGUAAUGUCAGUGUGUUUAUAUUAUUUUCUAAGUGGUGAUCUAGGCAUGUGGGCAUCUUAGGCGACUAUUGUCGCCUGUGGGUAUCUGUUUCGUCUUCGCAUCGUUGCACUAUGAUAAAGUCCAAAUGCAUAAUCAUUCGUACACUGGCAAUAGGUGUCAUAUAAAAUGAAAAAUGAAGUUGCUGGUAUAUAUAAAGGGAAAACAGCUCAAACGAGGGUGAUAAAGAACCCCGCAAUACUCUUUAUGGAAAAUUGGCCCCGGUAAAAUUUACCGAAAGUUCGCUCAAUGACAGUCCUUAAUGCGUAGAUUAAAAAAGUCCAUUAGACAUAGGUCUGAAAAACUAUUAUUCUGGAGCUACAGCCUUUUGAAGUUAUUGGUUAUCGGUGCUCGGUUUACGUUAAGUGCACUAAUUCACGGCCAAGUGAAGAAAAAUAUUUAUCAUUGAAAGAAGAGACUCAUUUUAUUCAUCCAUAUUUGCGUGUUGCAUAUGAAUUCGUUUUCAAAAAUAGAUGCAUUGUAUUUUAGCCUUUAGAAAACCUCCGAAAACCCCUCAGAAAACAGAAGAAGUGAGAUAGAAAAUGUGCUGUUAGAAAGACAUAGGAAUUAUCAUGUUUCCAUGAAUGCUUUACACUUAUCCGAUAACAGCAUAGCUGCAGUUCAGCCUUAUGUUUAGAAAACAAAGAAACAGUGGCGGAUCUAAGGGAAGGGAUAGGGAAGUUUCCCUAAUACGCUCCAGAAUUAAAUAAAAAAAUUUGGAAAUAUAAAAAAACACUCGAUAGUUAGCAAAAUUAAGGGAAUUUAUUGCAUAUAAGUUAUUAUAUUUUCGGAGGUUUUCUGAAGACUGAAACACGAUGCAUCUAUUUUUGACCACGAAUUCAUAUGCUACACGUAAAUAUGAAUGAAUAACUCUUAUUUUAAUAAUAAAUAUUUUCGUUCACUUGACCGUGAAUCAGUGUACUUAACGUAAACCGAGCACCUCUAUCUAAUAAGUUCAGAAGGCUGUAGCUUCAGAAUAAUAGUUUUUCAGACCUAGAUCCCAGGGACUUUUUAGUGUACGCACUAAGAACUAUCAUUGACCGAACUUUCGUUUGACCGAGGCCACUUUUCCAUAAGGAGUGUUGCGGGAUCCUUUCUGACUUAAUAAUAAUCUUUUGUUAUAAAGAAUAAAUUAGUAUUUUAAUGAAAAUAUCGAAUCUUGAAAGAAUUUUGUAACCUUUUUCAUAUACUAUUAUUUAAGAGCUCUCAGUUAUUUGUGUUACAGCCUUCUUGUUUAUUUUUAGAUUAUGGCUGAUCUCAAACUAAGAUUUAGAUCGUAUAUAAUGACUGUAGGGGUUUGUUUCUAGGAUAUUUUGUAAUUUGUUAAGAAUUUUAUUUAUUUUAUAUUAUGGUUUAAACUAUACCUUUCCCGUACAAUUCUACUUAGACCUGCAACUUUAUUGCAGAACAGUGAGUAAUUUAGAGGUAGAGUGAUGCAGAAUAGUAUUAGAAGUAAGUCAUUUUCUAGUACACAGAAUAAUAGCAGGUCAAAUGAGCAAACAGUCCGAAUUUAUAAAUUAAAAGCAAAAAACGAAAAUAUAAGCGUCAACGAACAAGAGUUUAAAAACACAAAUAAUCAUGUAUGUAUACCUAAGAGAAACGGUUUAUAUCAUAAACGGUAGAAACGACAAAUAUUUGGACAUAGUAUAGUAUAUAAAGAUUACAAAAUAAUAGGCGUUCUAUGAUCAAAUAAUUUCGCUAGUUAUUAUGCAGUGAUCAAAGAAAAGACGUAAUUGCAUAAUUUAUGGAUUCUAAAUGGCAUUCGAUAAAGUCCAGCAUGUGGAAUUAAUACAGAUCCUAAAAAAUAUACUGACGAAGCGAUGAAAUCUCCAUAUAAUGAGAAGUCAGACAAGGUUGCAUUGUUUAAUGUCUACUCGGACCAGUUUUUAAAAAAGGCACUUGAGAGACAGCCAUAUGGAACAAAAGUUAAUGGGGAACUAUUUAAUGUAUGUAAUUAGAUACUCGGAUGAUACGGUAAUUCUGUCAGAAAAUAUUAAAGGGCUCCAAAUUCUUCUUGACAACUUUAUGAUCUUUUAGGUAUCAAUGACACGCUAGAUCAGUGGUGGGCAAACUUUUUUAAUAAGGGGCCACAGAGUUCAAGAAAUUCUACAGCUGGGCCAGAAUUAUAGAAAAAAUUCAUUUUGUGCUAAAGCUAUACAGUGCGGUGAAAUAAGUGUUACCCCCCCUGUUAACUUGUUUAUUUUAAGAAUAUAAGCAAAACGCUCUUUAAACUAACCAUAGUAUAUUAUAGCAUCAACGUUUCGAACUUUACGCGAUCCCUCUUCAGGUGACAGCCAUAACUUUGAUUUUUUUAAAUGGGAAAGUACUUCAUGUGACACCUCAUUUAAAAGCUCUCAAAAUACUGAUUUCAAAAAUGUAUAAUACUUUACUCCUAUUUGAGAGAGUAGGCGAGAAUUUCGGUCGAACUAUUUUUAAAUACAUUAAUUUUUUUCGAAUUCUGAGAAAACUAAUAAGUAUUUUUGAAAAAUUUAAACGCAGAAUGAAAUAUUACGGUAUUAUCGAGAGUAAAGAGUCCCUAAGAACUUCUAUAAUGUUUAUUUUAAUAUGUCACAGGGGUGAAAAAAAGAGAAAAUUUAGUCUAAUAUUUAAUUUCAAAUAUAUCAUUCUAAAUAAACUUCUGUUUAGUCUAAGGGACUUUCAGCCCUUCGUAAUAAUCUAGUCUUUCAUUAUGCGUUUAAAUUUUUCAAAAAUACUUAUUCGUUUUCUCAGAAUUCGAAAGAGAUAAAUGCAUUUUAAAAUAUUUCGACCGAAAUUUUGCGCCCACGCUCUGAAAUAGGAGUAAAGUAUUGUACAUUUUUGUAAUCAGUAUUUUAAAAGCUUUUACAUGAGGUAUCACAUGAUAGUACUUUCCCAUUAAAAAAAAUCAAAGUUUUGUCUGUCACCUGAAGAGGGAUCGCGUAAAGUUCGAAACGUUGAUGCUAUAAUAUACUAUGAUUGGUUUAAAAAUCGAACUGUCUGAGCGUUUUGCUUAUAUUCUUGAAAUAAACAUCAUGUUAACGGGGGGGGGGGGUAACACUUAUUCCACCGCACUGUAUGUAUACUUGUAUACUAUCCAUGUCGAUGAAUCCUCGGCGGGCCGGAUUAAAUACUUUCACGGGCCGGAGUUGGCCCGCGGGACGUCCUUUGCCCAUCACUGCGCUAGAUAAUAAAAAUAAAUGCUAAGAUUGUCACUGCAAUGUUUCAUUUGGGCGAUAUUGAAAAGUGUGAUAAAUAAUAUUCUAAUUACCAGCUAAAAUUUUUUUAUCAUUAUCUGCAAAUGUUACUAUAAACCAGGGCAUUUAGAAAAAAAUCGACUUUUAAAUACAGUAUCUAGAGAUUUGCAACUUUUUGCAUUGCGUUCAGGAUGAUGUCAGAAGAAGUUCUAAAAUAUAAAAAUGCAUCCAGAUGUGCAUAAACAUGUCAACAUAAGUGUGUAAAGGGCCAGAUUUUUACUCGGGAGUUCUUACGGUCGCUAAAUGAGUGCGCCAUUAUAACCGACCCCCGGAGUAACUGGAGUCCAAAAAACCACUCCAAACAUUCCCCAGACUUUUCCAACAUUUCUUAUCAGUCGCCUUGGGCACCAAGCGGUCCGGGUGAUGGUUCUGAUGGCGUAUUUGUAAUCAACGACCCCCAAAACCGCCUAGUAAUCUAUUUGCAUGCAUUCAGUACCGAAAACCCUAACAACUCCACAAGAAGACGUGCCUUAACUUUGACCGUGGGCAUCAGGUACUCUGGCGGUCGGUUUUGAUGACGUGUUUGUGUUCAGAAACAUCCAGUGUAAUCUGUUUGCAAAAAAUGUAUCGCCGAAAAAAACUUAGCAGUGACACUGAGCACCAGGUGCUCCGAAUGUCGGUGCUGAUGACGUAUUCAUGUUCAGUGAAGCCAAGAAAGCCCCAAGUAACAAAGUCUUACCUUUAAUAUACUGAUUUUGACAUACGUAUCACUUUUGGAUGCAUUUUAUUAUGCAAUUAUGCAUUUUCACCCAUUUUCUACAGUGCGGUGGAAUAAGUGUUGCCCCCCCCCCAUACUAACUUGUUUAUUUUAAGAAUAUAAGCAAAACGCUCGGACAGGUCGAUUUUUAAACUAACCAUAUUAUAUUAUAGCAUCAACGUUUUGAACUUUACGCGAUCCCUCUUCUGGUGACAGGCAUAACUUUGUUUUUUUUUAAAUGGGAAUGUAUGUACAUCAUGUGACACCUCAUUUAAAAGCUCUUAAAAUGCUUAUCUCAAAAAUGUAUAAUAUUUUAAUCCUGUUUGAAAGCGUAGGCGCAAAAUUUCGGUCGAAUUCUUUCUAAGUGCAAUAAUUUUUUUCGAAUCCUGAAAAAACUAAUAAAUAUUUUUGAAAAAUUUAAACGCAGAAUGAAAUAUUACAGUAUUCUCGAUGGUCCGAAGUCCCUGAUAACUCCUAUAAUGAUUAUUUUAAUAAGUCACAGUAUUGAAAAAAAAAAGAGAAAAUAUAGUGUGAUUUUUAAUUUCAAAUAUAUCAUUCAAAAAAAACUUUUUGUUUAUUCUAAGGGACUGUCAGCCCUCGGUAUUAAUCUAAUCUUGGAUUCUGCGUUUAAAUUUUUCAAAAAUAUUUAUUAGUUUUCUCAGAAUUCGAAAAAAAUUAAUGCGUUUAAAAAGAGUUCGACCGAAAUUUUGCGCCUACGCUCUCAAACAGGAUUAAAGUAUUAUAUAUUUUUGAAAUCAGUAUUUUAAGAGCUUUUAAAUGAGGUGUCACAUGAUGUACUUUCCCAUUAAAAAAAAUCAAAGUUAUGCCUGUCACCUAAAGAGGGAUCGCGUAAAGUUCGAAACGUUGAUGCUAUAAUAUAUUAUGGUUAGUUUAAAAAUCGACCUGUCCGAACGUUUUGCUUAUAUUCUUAAAAUAAACAAGUUCAUAGGGGGGGGGGUCAACACUUAUUUCACCGCACUGUAUUUUGUUUUCUGUGACGAAUGUUAGAAUUGCCUGCUUUGAUGAAAUUUGUCAAUAAUACUAAUUAUGAUAAACUUUUUAUUAACUAAUCAUGGUAUCGUUGCGUUACAUUUUUAACUAAUUCUUGGCAAGUAAUAAACAAAAUUCGCACGAUAACUAUGAAUAAAUUACAAAAAGUUUAUUGAAAAAAAUCCUGUGUAAAAGGUAUAAAAACUUUUAGUAAAAUCCCUUUUACUAAAAUCCCUUUUACUAAAAUCCCUUUUUAUUAAAAUCCCAUCACAACAGAACGUUUUCUAUUUUCUUACUGAAUCAUAAUCAGUGUUAUAAUAAACAGGUUAAAUGCUAGCUGAGCCACCAAAAAAAUACCAGGGUGAAACCCUUUAAAUGGCAUGUAGUCACAUUACAAGUGCAUGUUUAAAAAUCCAUAGGAUGGAUAUAAUUAAUAAAGAAUAGUUAUACCCUUAGGUAAGGUAUGAACCUUCCCAUCACAUGGGAUGUAAAUUGUCGUAAUGUAAAAACAACAACUCAAUUUACAUCCCAUGUUAUGGAAAGGUUCAUACCUUACCUAAGGGUAUAAUUCUUUAUUUCUAUAUCCACCCUAUGGAUUUCUAAACAAAUAUGCAUUUGUAAUAUGGUUGCAUUUAUAUGGUAAUAUGUAAGAACAUAUCAUUUAAAAGGUUUUAACCCUGGUAUUUCUUUGGUGGCUUAGCUAGCACUCAACCUGUUUAUUAUAACACUGAUGAUGAUUUUGUAAGAAAAUCGAAAACGUUCUGUUGCGAUGUAGCCCUUAAAGGGAUUUUAAUAAAAGUUUUUAUACCUUUUACAAAGGAUUUUUUCCAAUACAAUUUUUGUGAUUGAUAGUUUUCCGUGUAGAUUAUGAAUAAAUUAGACAACCUCUGAACAAAUUUUUUAAAAAAAGGGAUAUAAUAUGCGACACUUCCUUAAUAGCAGCAGAUAAUACACACACAGCAAUAUUCGUUUUUUUUGUUUUUAACACCUAAAGAUAAUUUAAUUUUACUUUUGUACCUAUAGUUUGUUUUAAAUUAUUUUUUAUUUUUAGAUAAUAUUAGAUAAUUUCACUAUGGCAUUUAAAUUAAAUGUAUAUAGAUAGAAUGUACAUAAAAUAUAUAAAUAAAAUUAUAUAAAUUGA